GAUUCUACAUGAAUACCUUCUCAUUAAUUUCCCCCAUGGUCCGAUUUCCCCGCCUAGAAACGCACGCAGCAGCCUCCAUGCUCUCCUGAUCGCCUACUACCGGAUUUCACAAUCCAAUCGAGAAUUGCCGAGCCAUCUUGCCUGGCCGACGGAGCCGCUGUCUACUCUCAUCUAUGACGCGCAGAACGACAAUACGACGCGACUCUUGGCUCUCAGAUGUCUUGCGUUGCAGAAUGGGAUGAGCGAGGGGGAGCGGGAGGAGUUGCAGACACAGCUAUUUCCAUGGGACGUGGAUUGUCCUCUGUUAUGGGAAGGAAAGGAAGUUGACGGGUGGCUCAUGCCUGUGUUCGAGGCCCAGCGCCUCCAGGAGCUGCGGAAAUGGGAUGCAACAGAGUUCGACCAUGAUCACGAGGAGAUUCCGCUCAGCCCCCGCAUAGCUAAUGUAUCUGGCAUAUUACUGCUGCGAUCCAAUUCCAUGCCUUCACCGCCGUCUGCACUGGUCCCGACAGCCACCACUUCUACAGCCCUACGGUCGCUGGCGCUGAAUAUCAGACACCGCCAGCCCACACUACUGACAUCUCCGCCUUCGUCUGGCAAAUCUCUGCUGCUUACCCAUCUGUCCUUGCUGCUUCACACGACGCUGAUACCUAUCCAUCUCUCCGACACGUCUUUGGACGCGCGGUCGCUGCUAGGGUCGUACAUGUCAUCACCAACGCAACCGGGCACAUUUGAAUGGCGCGAUGGCGCGCUGGUCCGUGCCAUGCGACAAGGGAAAUGGAUCGUUCUCGAGGACAUCGACCGGGCGACAUCCGAGGUGCUGGGUGUGCUCAA
Mycena citricolor is the source of this 831-nucleotide messenger RNA. The record is from the annotation of a GenBank genome assembly. NCBI's taxonomy places the organism in Eukaryota, Fungi, Basidiomycota, Agaricomycetes, Agaricales, Mycenaceae.